GACGACCGACCGCCCACGACGACAACGACAGUCAUUCCCUCGGACAUUCCACAGCCCACGCAGUCAAGAUGCGGUACAUUCACUCCGAGGAGACGCUGCCUAUUCCCGACAAUGUGAAGGUUCACAUUAAGUCGCGCGUGGUGACCGUUGAGGGACCCCGAGGCAAGCUCGUCAAGGAUCUCUCUCAUAUCGCUGUCACUUUCGGCCGCCCCAAGAAGGAUGUCAUCUCGAUUGAGCUGCACCACGGUCACCGCAAGGGUAUCGCUACCCUCCGCACCAUCCGCACCAUCAUUAACAACCUGAUCAUUGGUGUCACCCGCGGCUUCAAGUACAAGAUGCGCUACGUCUAUGCUCACUUUCCCAUCAGCGUCAACAUUGAGAAGAACAGCGAGACUGGCCUUUAUGAAAUCGAGAUCAGAAACUUCCUCGGUGAAAAGUACGUUCGCCGUGUGACUGCCCAGCCUGGUGUUGAGGUCAUCACUUCCCCCAACGUCAAGGACGAGCUCCAGCUCUCUGGCAACUCUCUGGAGGGUGUCUCUCAGAGCGCUGCCGACAUUCAACAGAUCUGCAGGGUCCGGAACAAGGAUAUCCGAAAGUUCCUUGAUGGUCUGUACGUUUCGGAGAGGGGUAACAUUGUUGAGGAGUAAACUUGUCCGUCCAACUUAGGGGUGUUAGCAGGUUGUCUGGGGGAUUUCUUUCGCCUACUUGCCUUGGGAAAGUGAAGCAGAAUAAUGAAAAAAGACUAUGGGUUCCAAAAUCUCUUAACGUGUCCACGGGAAAUGGCUUGUAUUAGCUGGAAAGCGUGGCGUGUAGAAAUGUUCGCCUUCUAUGGAUUGGUUUCAUUUUUCCUUCUUACGCAUGGAAAAAGUUCUUUUUUAAGACUUUAAGACCUUCAUCUAGAGCAAUUCUGAGGCUUGGCUAUUGCACAGUGGUCUAUCGAGAACGAGUACCUUCCCCAGAACUAAAGAAAAAAGAAAUGAACGAUCCCCUCGUUUAUUAUGGAAGUAGUUUGUAAAUGAA
Molecule: messenger RNA, 1020 nt
Organism: Monascus purpureus
Lineage: Eukaryota; Fungi; Ascomycota; Eurotiomycetes; Eurotiales; Aspergillaceae
Source: the annotation of a GenBank genome assembly